CCCAGCCUCAUCGCAGCAAACAUUAAUUCUUCGUUCUAUCACUCUCUAACAUCAGACAGUCUCAUCCCGCUUGAAGUAGUUUGUAAAUGCUCUUCACCGUGCGCGCAACCGCGUACUCUUCAUUCAGCCUCUCCCGGCUUUCUUAAGAACAUGUGGUGAGCAACGUGUCGAAUCAGCACACCUGCACCUGCAUAUCACCCAUCAUGCCGGCAUCAACCAUCAUCCUAUGCCGCUUCCGGAUGCCCAAAAAUACGCAGUAUAGGUGUCCACGUCAUGUUGAGAUGAGAUUUCAUCGGCCGCAUCACCACUGGUAUUGUAAGGUACACGAUCCCUAUUCCACCAAGCGAUGUCAGGUUUUCCGCGAUUACCAAGGCCCGCAAUGCACGGAGCUGGCUAUCAUUGUUGAUGCCGGUAACGGAAGGAGUUAUUGUGGUAGACAUAAUCCGACUUCGUUCAUAGACUUCCAGCAGUUAGCCGCGCCAGAGAAAGAGGAUGCCAAUGAGAUGCCAGAGAAUAAACCACGAGAACGUGCGGAUACUGAUAUCUCGCUCGAGCCAGUGAAAGAAGUUGUGCCGGAAGCCCAGGAGGUGGUUUAUGAGGAAGAAACCCAGCCGGAAUCGCUUUUAACCGGUGCCGGGCAGGAAAACGUAGUCGUGGAGGCAGCUGUCAGCCUAGAAGCGAAUGCAAUCCCAGAAGAGAAGAGAAAAGAACAAGUAUUCCCCCAAGAAAAACUUUCAGAGUCAAGAGAUAUCGCCCAGGUGGAGCCGGACCUUCCCAUCGUCGACGAGAUGCUGCCCGUCGUGGCUCCUGAGAUGCCCACGGAUAUCCGCCAAGAAGACACAGGCGCAAGUUUGGAGAUGCUGGAUGCGACAUCUCCUUCUCUUUCCUCAAUCCCGUCGGAACUGGAUACACCUCAUUCCAAUACCAUUGAUGACAUCCAAUACCAGGAACCCAUCCAAGACCUAAUAGAUGCAUCUUCCGUUCAAUCUUCGACUUUGGAGCUACCAUCCCAAUCGAUCUCGGAAUUCCCAUCUGCAGAUUGUGAGCCUGAGUUUGAUAACGAUUUUACGGACUUGGAACCUCCAACCACAAGCUAUAAUUCGCACGAAUCCGAAAUACGAGAUACUCCCGCUACACCAGAGCCAUUAGAGCCUAUCGAUGUUACGCCACACGUCGAGGCGCAGCCUUCUUUAAGCUCCUCGCCUGUAGAGACAUCUUUGAUUCCUGAAAACUCUGUGAACCCUGAACUCGUUCCGCUCCCCGAGAGUCCUUCUAUUACAGCAGCUAUAUCGAGUAAAGCUUUGACCGAGCCGCACCUCGUUCUGCCCCCUACUCCAGCACCCGAGAAACUUCCAGAGCCAUUACCUGCCGAGCCUCAAAUAUUCCCCUCAAAAUCACCUUCAAUACUCGACCUGCCUCCAGGACCAGCGGCCCCGUUAUCCCCUCCACCAACCCCGCACACUCCCAACCUUCUCCUCAGACGCGCACAAACCCAGCUCAUUGAUCUUAACUUCGCCGAAAACACACCCGAAACCUCCUCUCCAUCUCCCCGUAGCCCAGAAUGGCGUCUCCAUCGUUCCAGAACCUCGAUCAGCAGCACACUUGACAGUCCUAUCGACGCCGAAGAAAAGGAUCGCAUCGCUGCCAUGUACUUCGCUUGCAACAUCUGCCUCGGCAAACACAACGCGGUGUUCAUGCGAAAAGUUGAUACCUGCGGACAUCAGUAUAGCGAAAGAUGUUUGCAGACGGUCCUGCGGAGUGGGAUCAUGCGACGGUAUAAUUGUUCGAGCUGUAGGGAGUGGCUUGCCGGGAUGAAGGAGAAGGUUGGGAAGUGAUGUUCCGGCGAGGAGGGGAUUACGAACGGAUGUAUUUGUAUUUGUGGGGGCGUUUUAGUUUACGACGUUAUGACAAUGUGGGUGGGUUUGGAUAUACGGUAAUGAUGGCCUAUUGGUCAUGGGUACUGGGUAAACUCACGUGUAAUGAUUGUACUACUAGACUACUCAAUGAUACCAC
This is a messenger RNA of Lindgomyces ingoldianus, 2013 nucleotides long. RefSeq lists its product as uncharacterized. Lineage: Eukaryota; Fungi; Ascomycota; Dothideomycetes; Pleosporales; Lindgomycetaceae. The transcript has a single exon. The record is from RefSeq and is a predicted model, not a curated record. The coding region runs from base 204 to 1835 and encodes 543 amino acids.